This is a messenger RNA of Aspergillus homomorphus CBS 101889, 1313 nucleotides long. RefSeq names its product transcriptional regulator SPT3. NCBI's taxonomy places the organism in Eukaryota, Fungi, Ascomycota, Eurotiomycetes, Eurotiales, Aspergillaceae. Gene Ontology annotation, cellular component: SAGA complex. The coding region runs from base 108 to 1082 and encodes 324 amino acids. Gene Ontology annotation, molecular function: transcription coregulator activity; protein heterodimerization activity. The transcript is spliced from 4 exons. The record is from RefSeq and is a predicted model, not a curated record. Gene Ontology annotation, biological process: transcription by RNA polymerase II.
CUCUUAUCGUUGGCCUGCAAGUCUUUAAAGACUCUGCUUUUUACUGUCUAAUCUCAGUGCGGUCUGUCUGGUAAAUACCAGGCGACCGUUCUUGAUUAUCUGCCAGGAUGGCGACAGAUCGGACACCUAAGUAUCGACAGGAGAUCCAGCAGAUGAUGUUUGUCUCUGGGGAAACUGCCGAACCAUCUGUUGAGACGACUACACUCAUCGAGGAAAUUGUUCGUCAGCAGGUUAUUGAGAUACUUGCUCGAAGCACCACUUUGGCGACUCGUCGCGGUGUGCGGUCCAUCUCGACCGAUGACCUGAUCUUCUUGAUCCGUCACGACAAGGCGAAGGUGUCUCGGCUCAAGACCUUCCUUUCGUGGAAAGAUGUCCGUAAAAACGUCAAAGACUCAGACGACAAGGGUGGUGCCGAUGCGGCCGACUUCGCCGCCGCCGAUGAUCCCAUUGCCGGAGGCGUCGUGGCAGGACCCCAGGAUGUCGCAUCGAAACCCAAGAACAAGCGUGCCCGUGUCGGUCUCGCCUGGGACGUGAACAGUUUCUACUCCGUGCAGGUGCCUGAGCGCGAGGACGAAGAGGACGAGGAAGAAGAAGAGCAGAAUUACGCCACCCUGCAGCGCCUGGCCGCUGCCGACGAGCGCACAAAGCACAUGACCAAGGAGGAGUAUGUGUUCUGGUCUGAAUGCCGUCAGGCAUCCUUCACCUACCGCAAGAGCAAGCGCUUCCGCGAAUGGGCCGGGUUCGGCAUCGUGACCGAGUCCAAGCCGAACGAUGAUAUUGUCGAUAUUUUGGGUUUCCUGACCUUCGAAAUCGUGCAAACGCUGACCGAGGAGGCCCUCAAGGUUAAGGAGCGGGAGGAUCGAGAGAAAAAUCGACGCGGCGGCGCGGACAAUGGAGAAGAUUCCAAGAAACGCAAGCGUGAGACGGGUCUCUUUGAUCCUCCUGAAGAGGGCCGCACUCCUGUCGAGCCCAAACACAUCCGCGAAGCCUAUCGCAAGCUGCAAGCGACCCCUAACAAGAACAUCGCCAUGCUACUACACAACGGCCGUGUUCCGGCCCGGAUGCCUUUACGAUUGAUUUAAUUGGGCUGUUCUGUUCUACCGGCGUCUUUCGGAGUCCAAGCUAGUGAUACCCUCAACAUAUACGCUCGAUGGAGACUCGGGAGCUUGCUAUUACAUGUUGUGAUAUACGCGUUGCGAUGAUCUGAUUUGUCUUGCUCAGCACUAGAGCCUUAUUUGCUUGACGGACGAUAUCUGGGAUUGCAUUUUUAGAAAGUCUUUGGUUUGCAAAUUAAUACAAAUAUAAUACUAGUG